AUGUUACUUCGUCGAUUACUUACUUGUUCGAAACCAUUAAAUCAUAAUUUAUAUCGAUCAUUAUCAGUCAGAUCAAUAAUUCAACCUCGUCGUCUAGUAAAAUUUACUGUUGGUACAACUCUAUUGACUGGUCUUGGUUUUAUAUCGUAUACAGUCUAUGAAUCUGGUCCUGAAUGGGAAAAAAUUCGUCGAACAAGUUAUUUUUGGUCUCAUAUGCUUCCAGUUUAUAUUCAUUAUCGAUAUCAACAAAUGUAUUUUAAAUUAUUUCCAGCUAAAAAUUCCGACGAAGAAGAUAAAGUUUGGUCGAAUUUACAUAAUAAAUAUUGUGAUUAUGUUUUUAAUGUUGUUCUCCAUCAACGAGGUGUUUAUAUUAAAUUAGGACAAAUAGCAUCGACUCGUCCAGAUAUUAUACCUAAACCUUAUUUAAAAAAAUUUGCUCAAUUACAAGAUGGUGUACCUGCUCAAUCAGGUGAAUAUGCUAGACAAAUGAUUGAACAAGCAUUUGGUAAACCAUUAGAAGAAAUUUUUUCUGAAUUUAAUCCACAACCUGUUGGUGCAGCAACUAUUGGACAAGCACAUGAAGCUCGUUUAAAAGGAUCAAAUAAAGCAGUUAUUGUUAAAAUUCAAUAUCCAGAAGUACGAAGACUUUUUGGCUUGGAUUUUUCAACUUUAAAAAAAUUUGUUCGAUUAGCACAACCAGAACAUUUACCUUUGUUUGAUGAAUUUGAAAAAGGAUUUCAAAUUGAAUUUGAUUUUAGAAGAGAAGCAAGAGCAUUAGAUAUUAUUGGUAUGAUGAAGUUUGGUUUUUAUUUUUAUCAUAUGUAG
Molecule: messenger RNA, 825 nt
Organism: Rotaria sp. Silwood2
Lineage: Eukaryota; Metazoa; Rotifera; Eurotatoria; Philodinida; Philodinidae
Source: the annotation of a GenBank genome assembly